Molecule: messenger RNA, 2890 nt
Organism: Daldinia vernicosa
Lineage: Eukaryota; Fungi; Ascomycota; Sordariomycetes; Xylariales; Hypoxylaceae
Product: S-adenosyl-L-methionine-dependent methyltransferase
Exons: 3
Coding region: 1-2181 (726 amino acids)
Cellular component (GO): nucleus
Molecular function (GO): methyltransferase activity
Source: RefSeq, a predicted model, not a curated record
AUGGGUCCUGAUAUUGAUUCACUGCCCGGCUCUUGGGGGUGCCGCCGGCUUAGUCCACGGGGAGGGUCGGAGGAGGAGCGCCCACGAGACAGCAUUCAAGCUGAUAUUGAACGUCGCUUUCGAGAAAUGCCAUCACACGUUGGUCGUAGCACUAUUAACAACGAUGAAGCAGACCAGCACGAAGAGGACGAGGCAUUGGCAGAGGAUAUUGCUCAGGUGAUCGAGGUGAUUGAUCUAACCGUGCCUAAGCCGCCCACAGCCGCAGCAAGAGCACCACGAAGACCUCGAGAGAAACCUGCAAAACGUAACCCAGAAAUAGUCCCCAGUCAGCAUCUAAAAAUAUAUGACUACGGGAACCGAAUACUAAAGCGUGGUGUUCUUAUUGAGAUGGAAGCAGAUAUGAUGCUCACUGGGAAUGGCAUCGUCCUCCGAGGGCUCCCUUUAACGCGCGCAAGAAACUUAAGAGGACAAUUACCGCGACUCCGGAAUGAACUUAUCUUUAUGCUUGAGAUUGACCAAGACGACUACCGACCUGAUGAGGAACAGGCGGCGAUUGAAAUACCUUUAACCAAGGUUAGAGGGGUUCGGAACUUUCUCAUUACCAAUAAGGACUUUCCCGAACACCGGUUUCCUAACGGAAUAUAUAAGGAUACUCAAGAGAUAGAAGAGAGGGGAGUCCUCAUAUGCCGUUGGAAGUGCAGGACCAUCUGGAGUGAUGCUAUGAAGCGGUGUAAUGGUAAGCCUCCUAUCGAAUUCGAGGUAUCGCGUAUGACCUACGAGGAGGUGCCAAAGGAAAGAUACCGCACUCCUGGUUCCUGCUUGACAAACAAGUGGCGUGGCGGGAUAGUCCGCGGCGGCUCGUUCGUCCCGGGCCGGACAAAUGACUCGCAGAUGAUGGUAGAUGUUGAUGACACUGAGGACCAAUCUGGUGCAUUUCCUGAUGAAUGGAUUCCGAGGAAGCCAGGGCAGCAAUAUACUUUUGGUGAUAUGUUCUGCGGAGCCGGAGGAACAUCAUGUGGUGCUAGGGCUGCUGGCUUUCGGGCCUGCAAUACUUACCGUGAAGAGUUUAGAGAAGCAGAAUUGCAUGAAGAUGAUAUGUAUAACUUUAUCGUAUCAAGGCAAACUUCCACUAACCAUAUUGAUGUGCUUCACCUAUCACCGCCGUGUCAGUACUGGUCGCCGGCCCACACUACUCCUGGCGCGGGUGACGAGGCGAAUAUCGCAAUCCUGUUUGCCUGUCAUGAACUGGUCAAGAUCUUCCGUCCACGAAUUUUCACGGUAGAACAAACAUAUGGUAUUCUCCACUCGAGAUUCGAAUACUAUUUUAAUGCUCUAAUUCACGGCUUCACUCGGUACGGCUAUUCCGUACGAUGGAGAGUGGCUAACCUACUUCAAUGGGGAGCGGCUUCGCAACGACAGCGGCUGAUUAUAUUCGGCUCCUGUCCAGGUGAAGAAUUACCACCAUUUCCGCCAGCUACGCACUCAAAAGAUCCAAAUCCAGACCAGGGGACCAAACCUUACAAGACAGUCAGGCAGAUUCUGAGUAAGAUUCCCCGAGAUGCAUUACUCUAUGACCCCCUCCACAGCACCCGCAAGCUUAAAGAGUUAAGAAAUAAGCGGUGGAACCCCGAUGUACCGCUUGCCCGUACUAUUACCUGCGGUGGUGGCGUAGGAAACUAUCACUACAGUGGGAAGCGUGACUUCACGCUUCGAGAAUACGCAGUACUUCAAGGGUUUCCCGUGAACUAUAAUUUUCAGCAACCGGAGCAGAAGCGGCAAAUCGGCAAUGCUUUCCCACCUCUUGUAGUCCGGACGCUUUACAAGCACCUCCGCAGGUGGCUGGACCAGCAGGACCGAGUGUAUGUCGAUGGUGAACUCUCGGAGUCUGAGGAUAGCGAUAGUGGCGACGAUGAUGGUAUGCUAGAAGAGGUGGAAGACCCUGCCGAUGAUAGCGAGGUGGAAUAUCUCGGAGGGCUAGUAAUCGACCGAAACGAUAGCGUACAAUACCUAGGGGGACGAUAUUUACAUCAGCAAGGUAGUGAGCCACUCAUGAUCGACGACUCGGAGCCAGAUAUCAUGGAAAUAGAUGCCAUGAGCGAAGAUGUUCACAGUCCUGACAUUUGUAUCGACGCGGUUCAGGCGGUAGGAAAUGAUCCUUUUCAUCCAAUCCAGAUUAAGUGAACGGAAUGGACGCUGGUCAUAUCAUUUACGCAAGAGCAUUGAGAUUUACAGUACGACUUUGGAGGAAUUUCAUCGGAUUUGCAGUUAGACUUAGAGGAUAUAAGCACGGGUUCUAGCACUGCUACUGAACCUCCGAACACGAGUCGCGCUACUGUGCUCUCUAUGAAAGGGGAUAGACUACCCAGGCAUCGACCAAUGCAAUUUAGACAGACGAGAUAGAUCAGAUCACAUCUGCUACUACUAAGUUUACGGAUACUCGAUCGUAAGCUUAUAGACAUAAUGGAAUUAUUCCCACUCCCCGAAUAACAAACAGUGUAGCGUUGGUUUCGACGUUUCUAUUUUCCACGACAAAUUCUUAACCCCCGAGUUAUUUUCAUUUCCAGGUCGUACGUAUGUGAUGUAGAAGAACUAGACCGACCAUUCUCAUUGACUUAGAACGGUUAGCCUUGAGACAGCUGUGAGCUUAUAUGCAUGAAAAUACACGCGAAUCGUAAGAUCCGGGGAUAUUAACUAUGGUAGUAUUUUAUUUCUAUGAUGAAGUUGGUCACUAUCGAGCCUGGGUAAGGUUUGGCAGCUGUAAGCGAUACUCCCGAGAAUCAUAGUAUGCUGAGUAGCUAUUUUAGGCGGCGGAUAGCCCAUUACAAACCAAAGCCUGUAUCAACACACAGUGUUCGCUUGUAGAGCAUUAAGGGGUCCGUCCAGCGGCUUA